Molecule: messenger RNA, 1216 nt
Organism: Rhododendron vialii
Lineage: Eukaryota; Viridiplantae; Streptophyta; Magnoliopsida; Ericales; Ericaceae
Product: pathogen-related protein-like
Exons: 4
Coding region: 287-1003 (238 amino acids)
Source: RefSeq, a predicted model, not a curated record
AAUUUUCUUUCUUCUUUUUUAAUCCAGGGUGUCCCGGCAAAGCACAAACGCAAAUCGAGAAUCGAAAGCAGAAGCAAGUGAACAAAGUCCAUACGUCUGUGCUUAGCUGGGAGUACAAAGCAAAAUUGACAUUUGUGUCUGGAUUGAUGACUACGUUUAGUAUUUUACUGGAAAUUACUACUUCUUGUCCUGAUAGGCUUAUUUUGGUUAGCCUAUAUAUAUUUGAUUCAUCGAUCUUUAAAAGAUAGUCCAACAAUACGAAGUUGCUCUUGUCUGCAUUUAGAUAAUGGCAGCUCCAAUUAAUGAGGGAGACAAGUACAGGUCUUACUUGUCAGGAGAGGGAGAGAGAAACACACAGUGGAGGUAUGGUGCUCCUCCCAAUUAUGAUGUUGCAAACAAGCUCUUUGAAGAAGGCAGAACAAAGAUAUGGCCUCCGGGUUCAGUUGAAGAAAAAGUGCAGAACCUUGUGAAGACAUGGGAAAUGGAGAUAUUCAACAAGACCUGUUUUGAUGACUACAAAACAGUCGAUCCAAAGAAGUACAGAUUUAGCCUCAAUGGAAGGGAAGGUAUAACACUAGAAGAGAAAAGAAAGCUUGGAGGAGGUUACAAUUUUCUGCUGCAAACCUCUUUGCCGGACAAGUUCCGGUGCUACAACCCGGCUGAAGAAACUGUAGACUCGGCCCACAAGGCUUUCACGACAGCUUUUCCUCGCGGUUUUGCUCUGGAGAUUCUCCAAGUCUACUCGGGUCCACCAGUGAUCGUGUACAAGUUCAGGCACUGGGCAUUCAUGGAGGGUCCUUUCAAAGGACAUGCUCCCACCGGCGAAAUGGUCGAAUUCUAUGGCAUGAGCGUUUUUGAGUUGGACGAACAGUCGAAGAUCGUGAGGGUUGAGUUCUUCUACGAUCGUGGCGAGUUGCUUGGAAGGCUUGUGAAGGGCAAGGUCUGCGAGGAUUCCGCAAGUGAGAUAUCUUCAAGCUGCCCUUUCUUGAAGAACACAGGGUAGUUGUUAUGUGUGUGGCUCUAAGACUUAAAAGGAACAAUCUCAGUCUUUAUGUGGGCGUAAUCUAUACUUUUAGAUGCUGGUUCUUCCCUCUGUCUGUGUCCAAUAAGUUAAAUGGUCCUUGUUAGUACUUAAGGGUACAAAUAAAGGCAUAUAUGGCUAUAAUUUGGAUGUACCAAUUGGGAGUUGUGGUUUUAUUGAUCUCUUCACUUUUCA